Molecule: messenger RNA, 513 nt
Organism: Ipomoea nil (Japanese morning glory)
Lineage: Eukaryota; Viridiplantae; Streptophyta; Magnoliopsida; Solanales; Convolvulaceae
Exons: 2
Coding region: 75-401 (108 amino acids)
Source: RefSeq, a predicted model, not a curated record
AUUAUUAUUAUUAUUUCCUUCUGCCCUUCAAUUCCCAGUUCGAUCUUCAGCCGUACGUUAAUUCCGAUCCCAAAAUGGCCAACUUUUGCUGCUCCAUUGAGACCGAACCCAGAACCUUAAACCAAGGUCAGCUCCACCUCGCUCGAGAAGUUGCCGUCGACAUUGUUCAGAACAACCAACCCCAACAAGCUUCCACUAUCUUUAUUCAGGGGCUAAAACCGACGGAGACUGUAUUGGUUGUGCCGGAAACCAACGGAGUAGACAACAAGAAGCAAGAAGACAGUGCCGCCGACGUUGUUACUGAGAAGACAAUCGGGCAAUGUUUGUGCAGUACGGAAAUUUUGGAAUCCCCAGAUGUCGACCAGUCUAAGGUUAAAGAACCCCUUACUGCUCCAUUUUGAUAUAAUUUACUUAGUGUGACGUUAUAUGUAUGUCCAAUCAAUUUGGCAAUUCUAUAUAUGUAAUCUCACUAUCAUAACGCUUCUGUCAAUUUUAUGUUAACAUCUAAUUUUC